GAUUACUACGAGGUCAUCUGGUAAUCCGAUGGCCUUGACUAUCGUCAGCGGCCGGAUUGGGUCGAAAGAGGGCUACCGCAGCUUCGACGCGUUCAAACUACGACAUUGAUGUGGAUCUUCAACAACGCGACGUUCUUCAACGAGUCAGGGUCGCAAAUCUACCAAGACACAGUCGACCUCGAAAGCGAGUAUUUCCGGGUUCGGCGAGAGAUCCUGGACAAGUACAGGAUCCCGUUCGACACAUCGCACUUCGGAUCAGGACCCCGAGGACGGGCGGUAUGUGAGCAGGAUCACCGCCGGUGAACUCGACCUGCAUGUUGGCGACUUUAUCUACAUAAAGAACAACAACACAAUGAAGGUCGCCAUGGUCUCGCACCUGCGCGUC
Linderina pennispora is the source of this 385-nucleotide messenger RNA. RefSeq lists its product as uncharacterized. The record is from RefSeq and is a predicted model, not a curated record. Gene Ontology annotation, molecular function: protein binding. NCBI's taxonomy places the organism in Eukaryota, Fungi, Kickxellomycota, Kickxellomycetes, Kickxellales, Kickxellaceae. The coding region runs from base 109 to 303 and encodes 64 amino acids. The transcript has a single exon.